Messenger RNA from Aquila chrysaetos chrysaetos, 2936 nucleotides. It is a transcript of the gene WDR91, whose product is annotated as WD repeat domain 91. Gene Ontology annotation, molecular function: phosphatidylinositol 3-kinase regulator activity; protein binding. The transcript has 12 exons. The record is from RefSeq and is a predicted model, not a curated record. Gene Ontology annotation, cellular component: late endosome membrane; extrinsic component of endosome membrane; early endosome membrane. Gene Ontology annotation, biological process: early endosome to late endosome transport. Bases 1098 to 2660 code for a protein of 520 amino acids. Lineage: Eukaryota; Metazoa; Chordata; Aves; Accipitriformes; Accipitridae.
UUUGGUUUAUCUUUUCAACUGUCUCCAGCAAACUUAGGGUUGUGAUCAUAUCGUGAAAUGUCUGUUUAGGGUAUUAACUGUCCCUCUGCUGGAGGUGACUGUCUCUCUCCCUGUACUAUCUGACAGGUGGCUGCAUACUGUGCAAACCGCUUUCCUGCUACACUGCAAAGUCAAGACAAGCUGAAACUAGUGGUGGGUUAAGGGCACAUAUGGCUGACUUUGCAUGGAAACUUCUGAAUAGUAUUCAGUCACUUCCAGGUUUUAGCUGAUGGAGCAACAGAAACGGGCAAUAACUUCUGGCAAAGAGGCAGAAACUAUUACUUCUGAAAUGGCUGCUUCACCAUGGUUGAAGUGCACUUAAAGCAAUUUAGAUCAACUAAUGGAAAUGUUGUGAAUGUCUGUUUCCCAAUUCUAGACCUUACAGUAAACCAUAAGAAGGGCUGACCGGUUCAGACAAAAUGUCGCCCAGCUCCAUGUCUUGUUUUUGAUGGUAUCGUCAGCAGAUGCUUAGAGAGAGGGUGUAAGAGUAUGUAAUACAGGUCAGUCCUUUCCCAGUAUAAUUUGCUGUUAGGAGAGAUUUUGGAAAUCUACAGUUUAAGAACUUUCUAAACUACAGAUCACAUGUGGAUGAUCACAUACAAGUGGGAAGCCUUAUUCAUGUAAGCAGGACUUUAGUUUCACUUCCUCAAACAUAUCAAGUAAAAGCUCGUUCUGUAUGAAUACUUCAGUAAAGUGAGUUUUGUGCUUUGCCUCUUGUAUUACAAAACAUUAUGUUGUAUGUUGUGCUUCCUGUUUCAGCUGUUUUGGUAGCUGAUCAACACUGUUCGUUUGUCCUAAAAAUGUUGAAGUAAAAUAGAAUAAUUGAUUUCAAAAAGGAGGCUUUUUUGCAAAAGAAAAGCGAGGUUUGUCACUGUGUACUGUAUGGAGUCACUGGAUCAGGCAAACUUUGACAAGAGGGUUCUGCAAAAAUGGUCAGUGAAUAGGGACAGCAGGAUAAGCUGUUUGCUUUGCAGGCUGAAUCCUCCCGCUUGAAGAAAGAGGAACUGGAGGUGGAACAAGCAGUUGUGCAUCACAAGUUGCCUGCAUACGUGGCCAACAUGGAUCGACUAGGGGACUCUGAGCUUGAUAUGACCUGCAGCCAGAGGAGUACUACACAUUCUCUUCAGUCCCGGGGAGGCUUUCUGUCCUCUUUUCUUUCUCAAAGUAAAAAGGGCCCUUCCAGACCACCCCAUCCAAGUGGGGCAUCUCCAACGCAGACUGGCAGUAUGCUGCUAGGGAAGAAAGAACCAACAAAUCACCAGAGUGCCAAAGGAAAAGAAGGAACAGUGAGCUGUAAGGACGGGAAGAGCCACUUGAGUGGGUUAGUAGCAGGCGAGUCAAGUUCCCUGCAGCAGCGGCAGAAGCGCUUGCAAGAGCAUGGGAAGGAAAGGAAGGAACUGCUGUCGAAAGGGACCUUUCAGGGCCAAAGUGCUGAGAAGAAAACAGAUAUUAGCACAGCUGAGACAGAGCUGUGCUCAGAGCUGCGUGCUGAGCAAACAGAGACUUCAACCAAAAUGCCUGUCAGCAGUGCAGAGGCCGUGGGGGUCCGGCAGGAGCAGCCUUUCAUUGUCCUGAGCCAGGAGGAGUAUGGGGAGCACCAUUCAUCCAUCAUGUACUGCAGGGUUGAUUGUUCUGGACGGAGGGUGGCCAGCUUGGAUGUGGACGGGGUCAUCAAAGUCUGGUCUUUUAACCCCAUAAUGCAAACUACAGCUUCAUCCAUUUCCAAAUCUCCGUUGCUGUCUCUGGAAUGGGCGACCAAGCGUGAUCGGCUGCUAUUGCUUGGCAGUGGGGUUGGGACGGUUCGUCUUUAUGACACAGAAGCGAAGAAGAAUCUCUGUGAAAUCAGCAUUGAUGAAGACAUGCCCAGGAUCCUCUCGCUUGCCUGCAGCCCAAGUGGUGCCUCCUUUGUCUGUUCUGCGGCAGCCCAAAGCCCCAUCUCCCACAUGGGCUUCUCAGCAGUCAGCUCUGGGGGCAAAAGCAUGAACCAAGUUCCUGGGAAGCUGCUGCUGUGGGACACUAAAACAAUGAAGCAGCAGCUGCAGUUCUCCCUGGAGCCUGAGCCCAUUGCUAUUAACUGCACAGCCUUCAACCACAACGGCAACCUGCUGGUCACCGGGGCUGCAGAUGGGAUUGUUCGUCUCUUUGAUAUGCAGCAGCACGAGUGCGCCAUGAGCUGGAAGGCACACGAUGGGGAAGUCUACUCCGUUGAGUUCAGCUAUGAUGAGAACACAGUCUACAGCAUAGGCGAGGAUGGCAAGUUUAUUCAGUGGAAUAUUCACAAAAGUGGCUUGAAGGUGUCUGAGUACGAUCUUCCCAGCGAAGCUACGGGUCCUUUUGUUCUGUCCGGGUACAGUGGCUACAAGCAAGUCCAGUUCCCACGAGGGAGGCUUUUUGCUUUUGACUCUGAGGGCAACUAUAUGUUGACGUGUUCUUCUACUGGGGGAGUCAUUUUUAAGUUGAACGGUGAGGAAAAGGUUCUGGAGAGCUGCCUUUCCCUGGGAGGACACAGAGCUCCCGUUGUCACAGUGGACUGGAGCACGGCCAUGGACUGCGGGACCUGCCUCACCGCCUCUAUGGAUGGGAAGAUUAAAUUAACAACCUUACUGGCUCAAAAGUCUUAACCUGGACAGUGCCGAAGGGAAAGAGCAAAAGACUUGACAAAACUAGCGUGAACUCCACAGGAACAAACUGCAUGGGAGAGAAGGCAAACCACAGUCCCUCUUCUCAUUGUAGCUUUUGCCUCUUGACAAAAGUUAAAUACAUUUGCCAAACCACUGUGCAGUAGAAUGCUGGUAUGGGACCGGAUCAGUGGCAGCACUGAAAAAUAAGUCUUCACUGAUCCAUAGUGGCAGCUGGACCCACUCUGUUAGGGAGCCUUGAGUAGCAUGUGGCUAGAA